CAGUCAGUCAGUCUACAGUCAACACUGUUCAGAUCCACCUCGGUUCACCAGGAGGACCAGCAGCUCACUGGUCCCGUCUCAGUCUGGUACUGGCUCAGUCUGGUCCCGUCUACAGAGCGGUGUUGUCGGGCGGAGACAUGGCACCGCUGAGGUGGGAGGUUCUGUUGUACCUGGCGGUCGUUUUGCUGGUGUCCUGCGGCGCCGCUCCCUCCGACAUCCUGUAUCGGGUUCCUGAGGAGCAGCCGCCCAACACGCUGAUCGGCAGCCUGGCAGCGGACCAGGGCCUGCCCGACACCGGACACCUCUACAAGCUGGAGGUGGGCUCGCCGUACCUGCGGGUCGACGGCAAGACAGGCGACAUCUACACCACGGAGAUCCCCAUCGACCGCGAGACGCUGAGGGACUGCCGCAACCUGUUCGAGGGCGAGAAAUGCUUCCUGGAGUUCGAGGUGUCGAUCACCGACAUGGUGAAUGGGCUCGGCUCGGGGCCGCGGCUCAUCGAAGGCCGCAUCGAGGUGCUGGACAUCAACGACAACACGCCGCAGUUCUCCUCGCCCAUCCUCACCCUGUCGCUCCCCGAGAACACGCACAUCGGCGCCCUCUUCUCCAUCCCCAUGGCCACCGACAGGGACUCCGGCACCAACGGCGUGGCCGAGUACUCGCUGAGCACCGGGCCGGACGCCGACCAGCUCUUCAGCCUGCAGGUCGCCUUGGACUCAGACGAGAAGCUGCCUCAGCUGGUCGUCAUGGGCAACCUGGACCGCGAGAAGAAGGACUCGUACGACUUGAACAUCCGGGUGGUGGAUGGCGGGAAGCCGGCGAGGGCGAGCAGCGCUCUGCUGCGGGUCACCAUCACCGACCAGAACGACAACGCCCCCAAGUUUGAGAGGAAUCACUACGAUGCCGAGCUGCUGGAGAACAGCCCACAGGGACACUCGGUGCUGCAGGUCCGAGCCAACGACGCAGACACCGGCACCAACGGAGAGAUCGACUACAGCCUCCAUCAGGCGUCGGAGGCGGUCCAGAGGCUCCUACGCAUCGACCGCUCUACAGGCAUCAUCUACGUCAAGGGUCUGGUGGACCGCGAGGAGGAGAGCUUCCUAAAGUUCUUUGUGGUCGCCAAAGACCGCGGGCCCAACUCCAAGAGCUCCAAGGUCUUGGUGACCAUCAACGUCAGGGACCAGAAUGACAACGCGCCGGCCAUCGAGAUCCGUGGUAUCGGUUUGGUGACGCACCAGGACGGCGUGGCCAACAUCUCUGAGGACAUGCCCAUCGGCACGCCGGUUGCGUUGGUGCAGGUGUCGGACCGCGACGAGGGAGAAAAUGCGGUGGUGACGUGCGUGGUUGCCGGCGACGUCCCAUUUCAGCUCCGACCCGCGAGCGAGUCCGCCAACGAUCGGAAGAGGAAGUACUUCCUGCAGACGACCACCCUGCUGGAUUACGAGCGUGUUAAGGAUUACAGGAUUGAAAUCGUCGCCGUGGAUUCUGGGAACCCAGCCCUGUCCAGCACAAACUCCCUCAAAGUGCAGGUCACGGACAUGAACGACAACACGCCAAACUUCUCCCCGGCGUUGCUCGAGGUGGACUUUGCGGAGGGCAACCAGCCGGGUGACAUGGUGCUGGAGGUCGGGGCGACGGAUGCGGACAGUGGCACCAACGCGGAGCUGGUCUACAGCAUCAUCGAGCUCUCGGCCACCCGGCUCUUUGAAAUCGAAGCUGGCACCGGCGAGAUCCGUGUGAAGAACCAGCUGGAUCGGGAGGAGACAGAGCAGUACGAGUUCCGUGUGGCGGCGGCAGAUAAAGGCGUUCCCAGCAAAACUGGCACCGCUACCGUGGUGGUUAAUGUUCUGGACCGCAAUGACAAUGACCCCAAGUUUAUGCUGAGCGGCUACAGCUUCUCUGUCAUUGAGAACAUGGCGCCGCUAAAUCCCGUUGGCGUGGUGACCGUCACGGAUGCCGAUAAAGGCGAGAACGCCAGAGUGAAGCUGUACGUGGAGCCGGACAUCGGCAAGUUUGUGAUCCAGAACGGCACGGGGACCAUCCUGUCCAGCAUUUCCUUCGACCGCGAGAAGGAGAGCACCUACACCUUCCGCCUGAAGGCCGUGGACGCCGGCGACCCACCUCGAUGCUCCUACGUGGGCGUGACCAUCAAUGUCCUGGACGAGAACGAUAACGCCCCCUACGUCACCAAACCGGCGAACUCCUCCUACACGUACAUGUCACCCGUCACCCCGCCGGACACCAGCGUGGAGGUGGUAGAGGCCGAGGAUAUAGACUCAGGACUCAACGCCGAGCUGCUCUACACCAUCACAGGCGGCAACCCGUACGACCUGUUCCACAUCUCGCCCGACAGCGGCGAGAUCACACUGGUGCAGGAGUUCACCGGCAAGCACAACGGGCUGCACCGCCUGGUGGUAAAGGUCAGCGAUAAAGGCAAACCUCCCCGCCACACCACCGCCCUGGUCCACGUUUUCGUCAAUGACACCAAGUCCAACGUGUCCCUCAUCGAGGCGCUGGUCGGGCAUAGCCUCUACACCCCUCUGGACCGGGACAUCGCCGGAGAUCCCAACUACGCCAACGCUCAGCGCAGCAACAUCCUGUACGGCAGCCUCGCCGGCAUCGCCGGCGUGAUUCUCGUCAUCGUGGCCGUGGUGGUCAUCAGACACCGGCUCCAGAAGGACACCAAGAGCGGCUACCAGGCCGGCAAGAAGGAGAGUAAGGACCUGUACGCUCCCAAGCAGGGUCCGAAAAACGGCAAAGGGAAAAAGAGCAAAAAGGGGAAAGCGCCAAAACCGGCGAAGCCGCUGGAGGAGGACGAGGAGGCCAGCCUGCAGAAAGGCCUCAAGUUCAACCUCAUCAACGAGAACGUCAACGACAGUCCCAGAAUCCACCUGCCCCUUAACUACCCGCCGGGAAGCCCCGACCUGGGCCGCCACUACCGCUCCAACUCGCCGCUGCCCUCCAUCAUGCUGCAGCCACAGUCGCCCUCCGCCUCCAAGAAGCACCAGGCCGUGCAGGACCUCCCCGCCACCAACACCUUCGUGGGAACGGGCGACAACACCUCCACGGGCUCCGACCAAUAUUCGGAUUACAGCUACAAGGCCAACCCGCCCAAAUACAGCAGCAAACAGCCCCCCCACCGCCGAGUGACCUUCUCCACGGCCAACCAGGCGCAGGAACUGCAGGACGCGUCCCAGCACAGCUACUACGACAGCGGCCUGGAGGAGUCGGAGACGCCCAGCUCCAAGUCGUCGUCGGGGCCGCGGAUCGGGCCCCUGGCGCUGCCGGAGGACCACUACGAGCGGACCACGCCCGACGGCAGCAUCGGCGAGAUGGAGCACCCGGAGAACGACCUCAGGCCUCUUCCCGACGUGGCGAUGACCGGUAACUGCACCCACGAGUGCACCGAGUUCGGCCACUCCGACUCCUGCUGGAUGCCCGGCGAGCCUUCCCCCACCCACAAGGUACUCAAGAACGCCCCCACGCUCUCCACCUUCGUGCCUUACCAGGAGAUGGACGGGCAGGAGCAGCUGAUGGCCAACGGCAGCCAGCCCCUGACGGAGGAGCGCGGGACCGGUGGCGUUGGCGGCGGCGGCGGCGGCUGCAGCGGCUCCAAAGUGGCAAACAUGCGGUUCAUGACGCCCUACAGCAGUGCCUACCCCGGGGGCGGAGACUCGUCCGGUAAAGACUGUGGGCUGGAGGAGAUCCCGCUGAGCCAGGCGGUGGAGUAUCACUCGGCCACCACUCCGACCGGCCAGACCUCCAAGAGGGAGAUCUACCUGUGAGGGCGCCGCUCUCCACCUUAAAUCCCCCAAAAACCACCACCUUCUCUACGCCUCUCAUCAUCCCCCGUCGCUGCUCGCCACCACCUGUCCCGCCCCCUCACUGCCGCCCCCUGUGCCUAUUACUACUCGCUGUGCCGCAGCACCGACACCCCUUCUUCCUUUUUAUAACUGCAUCCACCGUACAAGGCUUUAGACCCUCGCCCGCCUCGCCCACUGCCACCGCCACCGCCACCGCCACCACCCUCCUCUAGAAACCAAUCAAAUGUAAAAUAGAAUUAAUUCAAAUCAAUUGAAGAAAACACGCGGCGCCUGCUGCUGCGGACGGAAUGUAAACUACACCACAUCGUUGUGAUAAUUUAAUGGGAAACUAUUUAGCUACUCACGUAUUUGAGUUGGAUUUUUGUGCGUUGCUUUAGGCUUUGUUGCUGUGUUGGAACAGAAAAAGAAAAAAACACCUUCGGGGGGAGAAGGGAACGAACUAUUUGUAAAUCCUACUUCAGUAUACAGUGUAAUGCUAUCUAUCCUGAAUAGUUUUUUGGAUUUCUUUUUGAUUUUUUUCGACUCCGGAGCCUCCGGGGGAAAUACAUUUUUGAGCCGAGUUGCAUCAAAUCAACCGGGCUCGUUUUUAUCAGGAACAGCUUGUCGCCAACGUAAGACGUUCGCAGAAACGCGGCUGUUUUCCAACCUCCGGAGUUGAACUUUUUUCAGGUCUGUUCAUUUCUUUUUUUUUCUUUUUUUGCCGUGAAGAGCUCUUUUUUCAGUGUACAGAGCUGUAAAUACAAACAGUGACAGAGGAAACUGCUGUGUGGAUCCGUGGCUGUCGUGCUGUCUGCAGAUCUUCAUGUAACGUCAGAAUUUGAUGGACUGAAAACUUCCGCAUGUACAGAGGAAACGACGCCGCGGCGUUCACGUCACACUGCAGGAAACCUGGACUCUUGAGCAUCACCGACGGUGCCGAGUUACAAACACAAGACUUUUUAUUAUUAGUUUUUUCUCUCCUCUACAAAUUUACAACACAGUUCAUAUCGGGUUCACGAGGAGACAAAAGCAUCCGAGGUGCACCGGUAACAAUUCAUUCAGAACCGAAAGAAGUUCUUCAGUCAGUGGAUCGACUAAAGCUGAAAGUACCGAUUAUAUUAUUGAUGCUCCUGUCAGUAGUAGACCAUAAAGUUUAUUCUAACAGAAAGCUAAAACAAAUAGACAAAUCACAAUAACUUUAACACCUUUUUCACCACCAAAAAAAUGAAUAACCAGUCAAUUGUUUAAGUUUUUAAAUCAAGCAAAGUAGUCAAACAUUCUUUGGCUCCAGCUUCACAAUGUGAAGAUUUGCUGUUUUAUAUCAUCAUAAACAGAACAGUUCUGGUUUUUGGACCGUUGGUCCGACUAAACCUUUUAAAACACGACCACAAGAAGACUUAUUGAUAUGAAAUACAUCCUACGAUGUGAUAGUUUUCUUUAAGCCUCCCAGGUAGUUCAAGAUUAAAAUGUGAAGUUUGUCCUGAAUGUGGCGCUGGAGGAAAAGUCGAGAGGUGAUUGAAAUCAAACGGGGUUCAUCCUCUGGGGAGCAGGAAUGUUGUCAGUAAAUGUCACAGCAAGCUGAUGCUUAGGUUUUCACAUUUGAGUUAAAGCAGGAGUCUAGAAACUCGACUGAUUGUGGCGCGAGAGAAGAAAUCAUCUUUUCUUUUUACUUCAUCCUUUGGGGAGCAGGAAUGUUUACGGUUGCUUUCCAUCCAUAUCCUCCAAUUGGUUUUGGAGAUACUGUAUUUUGUUGAGGAGUUUGGAAAGUUUGUCCUGAUGGUGAUGCUAGAGGAAAGAUCAGGAGGUCAUCAGAGUCAUCAUCCUCUGGGAAACAUGAAUAUCAAUCUUGCAUACUAUCGCCAUAUUUUGCACGGCAAUAUUAUCGAUACGCGGACGACGUCAGGUAACCAUUUUUUUUGUCAUAUAAACUACUACUGGGCCGCUAUUCUGUCUUUCAGAGGUUGUAGCGGGCUCAGUCCUAAAGCUAGCGUCAAUGAGAGCUUGUUGGGGAAAAGAAAGCCAAAUAACACUCUAAAGUUAGGCACUUGACCUCUGACCUCCAGAUAUGUGAAUGAAAACUCAGAUGAACGGAGUGGAAACUGUAUCUUAUUAGAUAAAACAGAUGUUGACAAAUAAGAUAAUAUCGUAUCAUGACUUCAGUAUGGUGAUAAUAUGGUAUCGUGGGGCGUCUGGUGAUUCCCACCGCCGUUACUAACCCGGUUUUCUGUCACGUUUGUGACGUCGAGGGAGACAGCAGGAAAACAAUAGAAAGGCUACUCAUCUACUGGCAUCUACAUGCGCUAAUGUUGGUGGGAAAUGAGAAUUAUUGCUUCUACAGAACGCAAAAAAUGAAUGAACACAAUACCAGUCAGGAUUAAUGAUCGCCAACAUCGUCACUCAACAAGAGGUUUGAAAGUUUAAUACUUAAAGAACAUGUUUAGUUGUGUGUUCAGCCUGUGUAUUCUUCCCACAGUGCACCUCUGCACAUCCCAGCCGCGGUGGUUGGAGUGGCUUGUUUGUGGACACGGUGCUGAAUGUUUCCCCCGCUGUGUUUCUGAGCUUGAAGGACGAGCUCUCCGGUCAGUGUCGCCUCUCAUUAGUUCCCACCUCUUUACCUCCUCAGUGUGAGGCCGAGCCGUUCGGCCGUUUAGCACAAGUAUUUAUUAAACCUGUUAGCUCUGUGCAGCGGAGUGGGGGGGGAGGAGGAGGUGGUGGGCGCCGCUUCCCGCCGUGCUGCAGUCUCACAGAAACGCAGGAUUAAUGACACCUGAACACGCUUCAGUCCACUAACACCCCCCCCUCCCCUUCACACAGCGCGGCGGCGGAGGAACUCUGAUUACAACCCGAGGCUCUGCACAUUACCGGCGAUAAUUUGCGCCAGUAAAAGCGAGCUGGUUUGGAAGUCCAUUCAUCCUGAGCCUGGUGUUAAUGGCUGCUGAGGGUAAUGUGAGAUUUCACCUGUAGUGAUGCACACCAGCUGAGGCUGGAUGGAUGAAAGCAACGGCACAGUGAGAGACCGGCUCCCUAACAAGUCAUUUAGUCUCUCACUGAGUCCUGAAGUCUUAAAACAAAGCAGCCGGCAGAGUGAGAUUAAUUCACCUGUUUCCAAGUCAGGAGUCACCUGAGUACAGGAACCAAUGAGUUUAUGUUUUACAUAAGCAUCGUACAUCUUUCUCAACCUCAGGGUCUGCACCCCGCGUUCAUCCACAGCUAGGUAGAGAUCUUAAAGGGAGAGUUGUGCUGUUUUGUGCAGCUGAGCUCUGCUGUUCUGCACCGUAACCCACCUUUAAAUAUCACCUCAUUAAUAUCAGGAGUCCCCAGGAUGCUUUGAUCUACAGUUAGUAUUUGCUAUCUAAUCAAACUAGAAAUCAAGCGUUCGUCUUCCUGGGGGAGAAACCUGCCUCGUUUCUACUAAUUUAUUCUCUUCUCGAACCUUCCUGACACAAAGAGAGCAGCUGUGGGAACAAGUGGGAUUAUCUCGCCCCUGUUGGCAGCGAAGUCUCGACGGCUGAAUAUGAGACUAAAUGACUUGUCAUUUUGUUUUCUGCGAGCGUGUGUGUGAUGUGAACAUCCACCCUCCAGAAUCACAGAGGCAACAUCAAAGCGCCGCCGCCGGGCUGCGACGCCUUCAAAGUCUAAACAGGCAGCAAAACGAGGGCGCGGCGCGGCGACGGAGCGGCGGCGGGGUCACACCAUCUCGUUUUAUUACGCAAACAAUCGCCUUCGCCGAGCCAGUCGGACCGCUUCCUUCCUCUGCUUUCUGCUUUUUUGUUUUUUUUGAUGAUGUCGUGCUCACACCUUCAGCUGUGCUGCUUAAUUGGUUUUUAUUGUACAUACAUUUGUUUCUGAUGUGCGGAGGCUCGAUGUGGGGGGGGGGGACGUUAACGCCAUUCACAACACGAUUCCUCCCGUCUCUGAAGGCGAUUUGAUUCAUUGUCGACGUAUCUGCCUGUUCAGAAAGCACACAGUCACAGUAUUCCCCUGCACAUAAAUCAGCCAUCAUUCAACCCUCCCAGUGACAGAGAUUUAGAGUUCACGGGCGCCGCCGCGGUCCCUCGCGCUCCCCAUCUUCCUCUGGUGAUUUAACGCCGGCGCUCAGCGCUCUGAUUGAUUAUUUACAGGCCCGCCACGGAGGUCCACAUUGACUCUCCUCCUUCCUUUUCCCAUCGCCACGCUUCGCCGUUUCACCGUAAACAAGUCAUUUUUCCUCUCCUCCGUGAUGCCGGCUCGCCGCUCGCCUCCCGGCCGGCCGCUGAACUCCCAGGAGGCCGCUGUGUUCUGCUGUCUAAGCUAAAGAUAGAGGAGAGAGGCCAGAGUCAUGAGGCGUCGGUUUAACCUCAACUCUUUGGCACCAAUUAACCCCAGAAGAAGAAAAGCAACCUCUGGUGACCCCCUAUGACCUUUGGUGACCUCUGGCGUUGCUGUUGGCUUUACCUCAGGCCUCAGACUGUGAGUGUGUUUACAGUAUUAAACACUCAUUACAGGUAUGAAAUGGGAUUAAAGGUUUUAGUGUUUCCCUUUUAAAGACUUUUUGUGGCAGAAAAUAUUAACAAUGAAGUUUAACUACACGGCCAAAAGUAUGUGGACAGCCAGCGACUUCAGCCUGGUUUCAGUCUCUCCUCCAGAUGUUGAACCAGCUGCAGAGAUUUAAUGACAGAUUAUUUAGAGAUGGUUUAAAGUUACUAUUUUUCUUGUUGUUAUUUAAGCUACGGACAUAAAUUAAAAUAAGUGAAAGUUGCGCAAUUAACCCCAGAAGAAGAAAAAAGCAACCUCUGGUGACCCCUGAUGACCUUUAGUGAUGUACGCAACCAUUUCAGCUCAUUACACGCAGAGUCUUUUCAAAAUAAACUUCCGUCUUCACAGGAAACACUUUGGUUAGGUUUAGGCAACAAAACUACUUCGUUCGAGAAGACGGUGGUUUGGGUUAAAAUAACUCUGGAAGUUACGUGAAUAAUAAAUCAACGUUGACUUGACGGGACACAAACGCCGGUCUCCUGGGUGAACGUCCAGUGUCCUCCCAUCCACCCCGACCUCCUCCCUACGCAGCGUUCUGUCGCUCUUUACACUUCCUUAUUCACGAUUUCAUGGAUUACACAGUCAUUUUGUGGCAUAUACACAAAUUACAGUGCAUUACUUUCAUAUACUUUUUAUAUACCUCCGUGGAGUUCCUCGGAGCAUCAGUAGAAGACAGAUACAUUUCCCUCUUAACAUAUUAAUUCACAAUGCAGUUUAGUUGUAUGGGAAUCAUAUUCACAGUAUGUGUCCACACAGUACAGAAACAGUAUACACAGUAUAUCCUGUAUACAGUAUACUGUAUGUCUGCAAGCAUAGAGAUGGUCCUUUGGCUUUUUGGUCUUAAGGCUUCCUGUCAGACUACAAACACUUCCUGCUCCCUGGAGGAACACCUGAACCUCCGAUACCCCCCACCACCACCACCACUACCCAUCAACCCCCAGGAGAGCUGCUGUCACACACACUGACAGCCUCGCUGUGUGUGUGUGUGUGUGUGUGUGUGUGUGUGUGUUCAGCAGGUGUCUCUGCAUGCAGAACGUCCACAUUCACUGAAACGUCCCGUAUAAAUAUCCCAGAGAGAAGAAUAGAGAUAUAGAAGAGAUCAAACUUCAGUUCGUCUGCAUAUGAAGCUCUACAUGUUUCUGAUGUAUUGAAGGGAAAAGAUAUUGAUCAGAUAUCAGCUCUGGUCUGUCUGCACAUGAAUCCCUUUACUUUAUUAAUAAUAAUAAUAAUGAUGUGCAUCAUUCAGUUAGUUUACGUCUAAAAACACAAACUGGUUUACAAUUAAAAUGCUUCUUGAUUUUAAAAUGUUGGCACCUGGUUUACAUUUGAUUUAUUAUUAAAUUAAAGUGCACUAUUUUGCUUCUGAAGCACUUUAUAGACUCACUGAUUCGUGACUUAAAUGUCUUCUAAAACAUAUUGGUUUACUACUGACGGGCAUUAUUUAUGUAUGAAAUCUAUCUGCUGUACUUUCAGAGAAAAUGUUUUGUUUCCUAAAACUCCCAGACUGCGUCUCAAAUCCUUUAUUUCUGGAGUGAUGUCUGAGUCUUAAAGCUGCACUAAUCAAUAUUUUUCACAACAAUGGAUCACAUUAUUACGUGUUAAUGUUGAAGGAAUUGCUUUGCAGUGAUUUUAUAAGGUGGUAAUAUGUCAGACGUUGUGUUUAUAGCUUGUUCUGCUGCAACCAAGUGGCCAAAAAUACUAAUUAAUGCAGCUUUAAGACAGAAUUAUAAACCCAGUUUUUGUUUCCCCUCUGGUUUGAGCAUUUUAAAGUUUCCCAAAGAUAUCUCGUAGAACUUUUUGGUGAAGUUUUGGCACAGAUUUAAUUGGAAAAAGUUUGAUUCCAUUAAUAUAAUAACGUUCGGAUCAAACGGCAAAAAGCAAACUUCAUUUUAUUAAUUUAAUAAUUUGAGACGCAGCCUGAAUUUCCUACUUUAAACUCUUUAUUUUGUGCUCCAGUUGUGAAACUCUCUUUAUGAAUCAUGUUGUUGUAGCUGUUGAGUUCAGCCGUGUUGGUGGAAUCUGAUCCUCGAUGACAGUAAAACAUGAAUGUUGAUUUUGUUUUUUCUGAGUCCGUGCAGUUUAACGGAAGCUUCACUUUGUUCAAAUACACAACCCAAUUACUUUAUUCAGUGUUUCCCCUCGACGCUCCUCCUCCGUCUGACCGUCAGUGACAUUCUGACUCAGUGGAAUCAUCGUCUCUAAUCUGUCCACUAAGAUUUACAAGCUGCUGCCUCUCAUGGAAUCAUUGGUUUUAUGGUCGGGACUUUUGUAUUGAUGGUUUUAUUUAUUAAGAUGCAAAAAUAAGAGCUUUCAUGAAAAUUACAUCCAAAAGAAACAAUGAAAAACUGAACAAUCGUCAUUUAACUACAUUUUUUUAAGACGUAUCCGCGAUCCUUAAAGACUUUUUACACGCAGCUGCAAAUAUUGAACCUCUUCUUCGUUGUUCUGACAAUAUUAUAUUUUAUUUAGUAUAUUUGUGUAAAAAGUUCAGGAUGGCAACUUGAUUCCCUCACCAAACACAUCUUGUGUAGGAAUCAAUGCUUUGGCACGGAAAACUGGAGUAAAAGAAUGAAGCUGCCGUCACAAACGUUCAAUUUUAACAGUUUAACAGUUUAAAGGGUUAAAUGAUUUUGUUUGUUUUGACACAGCUUACACAUCGCAGCUGAAAAAAUGCCUUAAAUUUAAGAUGUAAAAUUGAACCUGAUCUGACGGGAAGGCGUAUAAAUAAAUAAAUAGCAGCACAUUCUAAAGACAUUUCAUGUGUCAGUUAACGCCACCUCGUUACCGGGAAGCGGUCGCGGUCGCGGUCACCUCUUAGUGAGGAGAAACAUCAUGGUUGUGUGUCGGAGCCACAAUGUGGAUUUAACCUGUAUUGUUUAUUUUCAUUUCUUUAGGCUGCACAUGUUCAGUUUGGUGAGUAUCAUUUCUGUUAACUGGCACAGUUACGGUGUGGUUUCACUUUAUCUACCUGACUGAGCACCCGGACGGUCGGAUGGAUCCAGACUGAGAGGCUGAGUUAGGCUCCGAUGUUUUAUUAGUUAUUACAGUUAGCCUAAAUUAUUUCUUGUAAUUCUUUUCAUUUAAGAAACAACAAACGUAUCUGGGCUGAUGGAUUUCUUUGAACGAGUCACAGUAAAGAGCCCACCGAGCCUCUUAGCGGCUUUUGAUUGACAGAAGUCGCUACGUACAUGUAGGGCUUCAAAUAAGCUUGUAAACAACACGUCGCUCAUGUAACUUCAAAAUAACUCAACAACACUUUGGAACAUGAACGCCCGUCUCCGGGUUGAAAGUCCUGUGUUUGUUGAACUCUGAGCGUAGCGUAUUCACGCGUUUGCAUUACAGUCAGUACAGACUACAUGGCGUACACAUGACACGCCGAAAGCAACUAAGGCGUUGUGAUUGCACGGGAAAUAACUUAUAAAGUACCGGCUCAUUCAUACGCCAUUCGGUGAGACCGGGCUGAGAAACUCUUAAUGAUUUCGUAGCCUCCCCGCACAAGCUGAGACAACCUGGAUGACAUCACCAUGACAUCAUCAGGGUUAUCUUCCUUGACACAGCUCCUCCAGAGCCACAAAUAAUAAUCUUCAUUUGUAUAGCACCGUUCUAAACAUAGUUACAAAGUGUUGCACAGAUACAAUAAAAUACAGACAAAAUAAAAACACCAAUAAUAGAAAAACUAGAACCUGUAACCAGUUGGUAUCAAUACAUUACGCCAGAAAGAGGACAACUGAACGUCUUUAUGUGGUUUGAGUUUGUUUUUCAUGAACGUAGUGAGUUAAUUCUACGACUUUAAUCAGUACAAAAGUCCUAAAGGAGUAAAAGCCGGUGAGGUCCUGAGAGCAGCAGACUCCUUCUACAUGAACUCAUGUGAUAAAAUCCGGAGUGGUUUUGCUGUUUUCUGGUUGUGUAUUAUACCGAGGCCGGAGUCUCUCUGCAGAACGAGGCUCCAGCUGAGCAUGAAACAAGCCAACUUUAUAAAUAUUAUACAUUUUCGUUGUUGUCGCAGUUGUUUUUAUCAAUGUUAUGGAAUCAACACUGCUAUAGACAUAUUGUAUGAAUAUAAAUGGUCCUUGCUGUUUUUUACCAGAUGCGGCAGUGUGUAAAUGAUGUGUUUUCUGAACGGGCAGACUGGACUCUGUGUUUUCUCUUUUCUUUACUCCAUCGUGAAAAAACGGAUUCUUCACAGAAUCCCACACAAACCGUUCAAAUAGUGACGGUUAGUUUCACGCUAAAACCCCCAAACGGGAAGUCAGACUUCUCAGACUGAAACUACGGAAGCCGAGAGAGGCCGUUACCUUGUGAUCUAUCUCGGUUUGAUUUCUCAGGAUGAGACGAUUAGCCUUAAAAACAAACAUGAGCGGCGCGUAAACGUAAUUGUUAACCUCACGACGAGAAGAUAAAGUCACCACUACGAUGAACGAUGUGUUAACUCCAGAAAAAUCUUACACACUUUGGUUUUUUGUUUGAGAUAACUGAGAAAGAAAAAGACAGAAAGAUGAAAUACGAUAAUUACGUCAUACUCCGGAAAUUAUGUCAUUAUCUCAAAAUAAUAAUAUUAAAACAAAACACAGCUGCAUCAUUUGUUAUCUCAAGAAAUAUAUAUAUAUGUAUAUAUGUAUAUAUAUAUACAUAUAUAUAUAUAUAAUUACAAAACUUAAAAGCUAAUGUUUUGAAAUCUUAAGAUGACAAGAUAUUUUAAAAAUAUAUACCUCCAAAAAGAGCGUAAUCAAUUUGAAAUUAUUUUGAGAUAAUGACAUUAAAUGAUCUCAGAGCAACAUGUUAAAAAAUAAAUAUCAGCAGAAAAAAAUAAAAAUUAGCCUGUAAAAGUAAAAUACAUCAAUAAAAAAAAAAACUCAUAUUGUUAGCGGGGAUGAUGACUAUCAUUAUCUUGGGAUAUCCAAAAAGAUAAUUGAUUUUUGAUUGUAAAAAAAUAAAAGAUAAUUUAGUUGUGUUCUUGGCGAUAACAGACCUAAAAAAAAAUAAUAAACGACCAUGGCGGCUCCGAGCCUCCGUACAUUAAGGAUGGAGUGGGAAAUAUUUCUGGGUUUUUUGUGAGCUAGAAGAAGAAAACAGCAGACGGACAGAGCUGCCGAAUACCUUUUGUCUUUACGGAAAAGUCCACGUUUGUAGCCUAAUUGUUGGUUGGUUAUAUUUAUAUAGGAACAACGCUAGUGAUGCCUUGUUUUUUGUACAGUUUUAUGUACAUGCAAGUGUAGGUUUUUAAAAAAUGAAGAUGAAAAUAUAUAUAUAUAUAUUCAAACAACGUGAAGGAAUCUGACCUGAACCUGUAGGAUUAUAUCGUCUGAAGUACCGUAGGCUCUAUUAAAUGUAGGAGUGAUGGCUCAGAGCGGAGGACGACGGCGUCUCGCCUCCAAUCAUCCACCGGCUUUAUACUGCUUUACCUUUCCGUUCUCUCACGUUCGUCCCAAGACAAAACUGUACAUUUCCUUUGGUUCUGUUGGGUUUGUUUUUUUGAUUUCCUUGGAGGAAGUUGGGUGAUGUGUUUGUUUGAGCCUCAUCUGUUCUCUUUUUGAUCAGCAUCCGCAUGUUUGAAUUAAAAAAAAAAAAUGUGGUCUUUUAUUUUUGCUGAGGCAAAUCAAAGAAAUGAUAUCUUGUAAUUACUCCUUCCUUAUAGCUUUACAAUAAAUACAUUCAGUCAAA
Messenger RNA from Sebastes umbrosus (honeycomb rockfish), 13979 nucleotides. RefSeq names its product protocadherin-1-like. The record is from RefSeq and is a predicted model, not a curated record. Lineage: Eukaryota; Metazoa; Chordata; Actinopteri; Perciformes; Sebastidae. Gene Ontology annotation, molecular function: calcium ion binding. Gene Ontology annotation, biological process: homophilic cell-cell adhesion. Gene Ontology annotation, cellular component: plasma membrane.